This is a messenger RNA of Tuber melanosporum (Perigord truffle), 2002 nucleotides long. RefSeq lists its product as uncharacterized. Gene Ontology annotation, cellular component: ribosome; cytosolic large ribosomal subunit. Bases 1 to 1923 code for a protein of 640 amino acids. Gene Ontology annotation, biological process: ribosomal large subunit assembly; translation. Gene Ontology annotation, molecular function: RNA binding; structural constituent of ribosome. The record is from RefSeq and is a predicted model, not a curated record. Lineage: Eukaryota; Fungi; Ascomycota; Pezizomycetes; Pezizales; Tuberaceae. The transcript is spliced from 12 exons.
AUGGAAGAUCUACUUUCCACCUCGUUCGACUUGCUCUCCUCCUAUGAUCCGAUUCACAUUCGGAAAGGCCUACGAUGCCUUGAAGGAUUUCUUGCAAAAAUGUGUCUUCAGGUCCCUCCAACUCCAUCAAAGGGUGGUGCUAGAACAGCUGGCGCUGCUAAUUCCUCUGUUGUGGGUGUGACCAGCAGGCCAAAGGAUGCCGCUUUCAAAGAGUUCUUGCGACUACAGAGCGGCUUCGAAUUGAACGUAACCAUUCGAUUAAUAUCAUGUUUGGAGCGCCUCCUAGGAAGAACGAAUAACGGCCAGAACAACCUUUUGAUCCUUUCUACAUUAGACUUGAUCCAAGGAAUGCUUUUGCUUCAUCCUCAGUCUCGCAAACUUUUUGCUCGAGAAAUCCACAUGAAUGUGCUUUUAGAUCUUCUAGAUGCUGAAAGUAAUGAUGCCGUCCAAUGCGCUACUCUGCUAACACUGGUUUGCGGUCUCCUUGACAACCCCACCAAUACAAGAACUUUCGAAUCACUAGAUGGCCUCGCUACUGUCACAUCACUCUUCAAACGCCGCGACACUCCUCGAGAAGUUAAACUCAAGAUUCUAGAAUUUCUCUACUUCUAUCUUAUGCCCGAAGUUCCCUCACCUUCCGCACCUCUUCCACGAGGACAGAGUGAGAGAUCAUCUUCGAGAAAGGAAGCUCGGGCAGAAAAAACUACAGAGGAAAAGCAAAGGAUGCUGGGCGAAUUCAUGAGUAACGUAGAAGGGCUUGUCGCGGACUUGAAAGAAAGUCAGCCUUUCGGGAUAUGUCUCAUUAGUUUAGGAAGCGCCCAGACACGAGGAAAGGUUAAGUCCUUCCCCAAAGAUGACACCAAGAAGCCCGUUCACCUUACCGCCGCUCUCGGGUACAAGGCCGGCAUGACCACUAUAGUUCGUGACUUGGACAGGCCAGGCGCGAAGAUGCACAAAAAGGAGGUCGUCGAAGCUGUCACUGUUAUCGAGACACCACCGAUGGUCAUUGUUGGUGUUGUUGGAUACGUUGAGACCCCCCGCGGUCUCCGAUCUCUUACUACCGUUUGGGCUGAGCAUCUCAGUGACGAUCUCAAGCGUCGCUUCUACAAGAACUGGUACAAGUCCAAGAAGAAGGCUUUCACCAAGUAUGCCAAGAGACACGCCGGUGAAGGAAAGGCCAUUUCUCACGAGUUGGGGCGCAUCAAGAAGUACUGCACUGUUGUUCGUGUUCUUGCUCACUCUCAGAUCCGCAAGACCCCCCUAAAACAGAAGAAGACCCACUUGAUGGAGAUUCAAGUCAAUGGCGGCUCGAUUACCGACAAGGUCGACUUUGCCUUCAGCCACUUCGAGAAGGAGGUUACCAUCAGCUCAAUCUUCGAGCAGGACGAGAUGAUCGAUGUUAUUGCUGUCACCAAGGGUCACGGUUUUAAUGGUGUCACUUCCAGAUGGGGGACUAAGAAGCUACCAAGAAAGACCCACAAGGGUUUGAGAAAGGUUGCUUGUAUUGGUGCCUGGCAUCCAUCGCACGUACAAUGGACCGUUGCUCGUGCUGGUCAAGACGGUUACCACCAUCGCACCUCUGUCAACCACAAGAUCUACCGCAUUGGCUCCGGUACUGACGAGGGUAACGCAUCAACUGAGUUCGAUAUUACCAAGAAGACUAUCACUCCUCUCGGUGGAUUCCCUCGUUACGGUGAAAUUAAAAACGAUUUUGUUAUGGUGAAGGGUUCUGUUCCCGGUGUAAAGAAGCGGGUAAUGACCUUGAGGAAGUCAAUGUUCAUCCACACUUCAAGAAGGUCACUCGAGAAGGUAGAACUUAAGUGGAUCGAUACGUCAUCCAAAUUCGGUCACGGUCAAUACCAGACCAAGGAGGAGAAGCAUCAAUUCUUGGGUACUCUCAAGAAGGAUAUUGCUGCUGCUUAGCCGUUCUUUUCUCUUUCCUUUUCUGUUCUUUUGUGUUCCAUAGUUUGGGGGGUCAAAAAAAAAAAACCUUGAACCAAUA